Molecule: messenger RNA, 1332 nt
Organism: Musa acuminata AAA Group (dessert banana)
Lineage: Eukaryota; Viridiplantae; Streptophyta; Magnoliopsida; Zingiberales; Musaceae
Product: phenolic glucoside malonyltransferase 2-like
Exons: 1
Coding region: 1-1332 (443 amino acids)
Source: RefSeq, a predicted model, not a curated record
AUGGUGUCGGUAGAAGCGUUCCGCGUCCUGGAACAGUCGCAGGUCUCCCCGACGAAUGGAUCGGCGCCGCCCGCCUCCAUCCCUCUCUCCUUCUUCGACAUAGUCAUGUCGCCCGCCGGCCCCGUUCGGCGCAUCUUCUUCUACGACUUCCCCCACCCCACCGCCGUCGUCGUUGACUCGGUGCUGCCCCGACUCAGGUCGUCCCUCUCCCUCGCCCUCCAGCGGUUCUACCCCCUCGCGGGGAAUCUGAUGUGCUCCUCGAGCCCUGACGACCGAUCCGGGAUCGGCUGUGCCUACGGCGACUCGGUCUCCUUCGUCGUGGCCGAGUGCGUCGGGGUGGACUUCCGGGAGCUCUCCGGGACAUGUGCGCACAGCGUGGCCGAGCUGCAGCUGUUGGCGCCUCGGCUGGUUUGGUCGAGCGCUGCCAAGCCACUGCUGGCCGUGCAGGUGACCGUGUUCCCUAACCACGGCUUCGCCGUCGCGGCGUCGGUGCCACAUGCCGCAUGCGACGGCUCGAGCUACGUGCACUUCAUGAACGCUUGGGCUUCCGCCAGCCGGACGGGCCAGCUCGCCGAACCGGCGCAGUCCUUCGACAGGACGGCGGUCCCCAACCCUCUUCAGCUCCGCUCCGUCAACAUAUUCCCCGGUUUCGACCGCUGCGAAACCGAUGAAUCUCCCACCCUUGCGUCCGACUUCGUAAGCGCGACCUUCUGCCUCACGCAGGAUCAGUUACAGACGCUCAAGAGAUCGGUGACGGCCAAGUUCGACGAGCGCCACGGCUCGUUCCAUUGCUCGACCGCCGUGGUGACGUACGCCUACGCGUGGAUCUGCCUCGUCAAGACCUUCGGCUACGCCGGCGAUAAGAUUGCUCAUCUAAUAUUCCUCGCAGAUUACAGAGCUCGGCUGCAGCCGCCGCUGCCGAUGUCAUACUUCGGCAACUGCAUCGUCCCGUGCUUCGUGGAGGUGAAGGUGAGCGAUCUCGUGGGGGAGGAUGGAAUCGUGGUGGCCGCUGAGGCAAUCGGCAAAGCCAUACAGGGGUUGAGAGAUGGAGCAGCCUUAGAAGGCGUGCACGGGUGGGGCGGGAGAUGGCAAUUUGCGGCGACGCAGCAGGCCAUGACCGUCGCGGGAUCGUCCAGGUUCAGGGUUUACGACGCUGACUUCGGGUGGGGAACGCCGGUGAAGGUCGAGAUGGUGAUCCAGAGGGCGGGAGCCUUAUCGCUGGCAGAAAGCAGAUCAGGAGACGGUGUCGAGAUUGGCUUGUCGUUUGACCGGACCGAGAUGGAUUUGUUUGAGCGGCAUUUCUCUGCCGGCCUCAAACUUCUCUCAGAAUAA